Messenger RNA from Fusarium sp. VM40, 1089 nucleotides. Lineage: Eukaryota; Fungi; Ascomycota; Sordariomycetes; Hypocreales; Nectriaceae. The record is from the annotation of a GenBank genome assembly.
AUGGCUACAAUGAAACAAGUCAUUGGUCUUGCCAGCGCCGAGAUUGAGUGCAGAAUUGAAUCUGCUCCAAUUCCUGAGCCUAGCGAUAACCAAAUUCUCAUCAAGGUUGUUGUCUCUGGAUCCAACCCCAAGGAUUGGAAAGUGCCAGUAUGGGCAGCCGCGUACGACGGCCCAGACGAUGAAUCUUGGCAGGCCAGAGCGAAAAAAGGAAUAAACCACGGCGAUGAUAUUGCAGGAGUCGUCGAGAAAGUCGGCAAGAAUGUAAUCACAUUCAAGAAAGGGGAUCAUGUCGCAGCCUUGCACGAAGGACAACUUCCUGGUGGCUCGUUUGCCGAGUAUGCACUCGCACCCGAAAUUACUGCAUUCCAUAUUCCUCCGUCCAAAUCCUUCGAAGAGGCUGCAACAAUUCCCCUUGCCGCACUCACAGCGGCUGUAUCCCUGUUCCAUCACCUUCGUCUUCCAACCCCUUGGACCCCUGCUGUUGGACCUACCCCUGUCGUUAUUUAUGGCGCUAGCUCGGCCGUCGGCUCAUUUGCGAUCAAACUUGCUCGCGUCAGCAAUAUUCAUCCAAUAAUCGCCGUCGCAGGCAAGGGCACUCCUUACGUCGAAAGCUUGCUUGAUCGUAGCAGAGGGGAUAUCGUUUUCGACUACCGCGAGGGCGACGAGGAAGUAGUCGAAGGAAUCCGCGCACAUCUCAAGGCGGGCAGCUAUGGUGUCGUCAGACACGGCAUUGAUCCUGGCAUCGGAGAUUCGAGUAGGAAGGUAUUGACAGAGAUUGUUGCCCCAGAUGGGGCAAUCAAUAUUGUCUUGCCGAGUGACUGGGACACUGGGUCUGCGGUGAAAACUACAACCGUAGUUGGCAGCGUUCACAAUGGAGACAAUGGGGCCUACGGCGAUGCCCGUGAUUUAGGUCUUGUAACUUGCCGCUGGUUUACAAAAGCGUGGCAGGCAGACAUUUUCUCCGGGCACCCAUUCGAAGUAAGGCCGAACGGGUUGGAAGGGGUGCAGCAAGCUCUAAGAGACCUCAGGGACGGAAAGAAUAGUGCGACUAAAUAUGUCUUUCGCAUUGCAGACACACCUAGUAUUUAA